Linum trigynum is the source of this 1516-nucleotide messenger RNA. The record is from the annotation of a GenBank genome assembly. Lineage: Eukaryota; Viridiplantae; Streptophyta; Magnoliopsida; Malpighiales; Linaceae.
CACCUCACCAAAAUAGUUGUUCAGCUGCUGCUAAUUAUGUCCCCUCGCCAGUCAAAUGCUUCUGGAUCCUCUCCCGGUUUCUAGCAAUAUCAGAAUCAAAUCCCUUCUCCAGCCACUACUGCUUCAUCCAUCCAUUAAUUAAUUAAUUAAUUAGUGUUCCCUUGCUCCUCUGUACAUAAUCAACCAGUUAGACCAACCAAUUGCGGAAAGAAAGAAAAACUCCCCACAAUGAAACAUGAUGAGGUAGAAGAGAGCCAGUCACAGACACAGUCAGUCCACUUUGCUCGUUUUUCUUCCCUAACUUGAAGAGGAUAUAUCAUAUCAUAUCAUAUAUCUGGUGGCUCUUGGUGUCCUCAGGAAUCCCUCCCACUCCACACAGCAGCAUUCAUGGCAUCAAUGGCGACAAAGGGCAGUUCCAUUUCAGGGAGGGAUUUCUGCUGCCACGUGCCCAGAGGCAUUCAUAUCCCAUCUCACCGCCACAGGAGCAAAAGGCUGUCCAUCAUUAGAGCAAAUUCCAGAAGCAAUCCACAGAGCUUGGACUUGAACAAGGUGAAUGGGAAGAAGGUGAAUGGGAGCCCCAGAGUAGUGGAGGGAGGAGCUCCGUUUGAUUUUGAUAGUCACAAAGUGGAUCACCAGAGUCCCCAUAGCUGCCUGAUGGGAAGAUUCGUGGAGGACAGGCUGGUGUACAGGCAGAGUUUCAUCAUCAGAUCCUAUGAAAUUGGACCCGAUAAAACUGCUACGAUGGAGACAUUGAUGAAUCUCCUCCAGGAGACAGCUCUGAACCACGUGUCGAGCUCUGGGAUAGCAGGAGAUGGGUUUGGCGCCACGAGGGAGAUGAGCCUCCGGAAGCUGAUUUGGGUUGUCACUCGCAUCCACAUUCAAGUGCAGAGCUAUAGCUCCUGGGGCGAUAUCGUGGAGAUCGACACGUGGGUGGAUGCGGCAGGGAAGAACGGGAUGAGAAGAGACUGGAUCAUUCGAGACUUCAAUACCAAACAGAUCAUCACCAGAGCGACAAGUACCUGGGUGAUCAUGAACAGAGAAACCAGAAGGCUGUCGAAAAUCCCAGACCAGGUCAGGGAGGAGCUGGUUCCCUACUACAUUAACAGAGUCGCCAUCGCUGCUGAGGAUAACGACUUGGACAAAAUCGACAAGCUUUCCGACGAGACGGCCGAACGAAUUAGGCCCGAUUUGGCUCCAAGGUGGAGCGAUAUGGACGCUAAUCAACACGUCAACAACGUCAAAUACAUUGGGUGGAUUCUGGAGGUAGCCAUCAAUUCAUUACUCAAACCUCUCUCAAUGAUAGAAACUUGGGUUUGAUAUUUGGAGAUUAGGGUUUAUACGAACAGAAUUAGGGAUUUGAGAAAAAGAAGAAGAUAGGGAAUCGGGAAAGAAGAAGAACAGAAUCGGCCUAGGCCUUAGAGGGAUUUAGAACGAGAAUUGAGAGGAUAGGGAGAUUAGGGUUUGGAAGCUUUUCUUUAAUAUUCUUCUUAUUUUCGAAUAGAUGAAUAACAACGUA